AUGCUGUUGUUGGCGUUGAUCAAAAUAAAGGGACAUUCUGGAAACGAGUUGGUGAGUUCUAUGCGUCAAGUCCUCAUGCUAAAGCUAGUGGUGAUAAUCGUGAGCAUCUCAACUAAAUGGCUCAGCCUUAACACUCCUAAGCCUGCUGGGAAUUCAAAGCGAAAAGAGACAUGUUCUCAAGCUUCAAGCAACUCCGUUGGUGAUCCUGAGGUCCGUCCUGAAGGAAUCAAGGCGGCGAAGGCUAAAAAGAAAAAUUCCGCACCAUUGAGGUCUCUGUCGGAGUGUCAGACCGUUUGGGAGAUGAAGAAGGAGGAUCUCUUGAUGAGGAAGGAGGAUCUCUUGAUCAAGGAGAGACUAACAAAGCUUGCGAUUCUUGACACACUUCUAGCCAAGAAAGAUCCUCUUACUGAGCCUGAAGAAGCAACUAAGAAUAAGCUGCUGGCUUUGAUCUAA
This is a messenger RNA of Brassica oleracea var. oleracea, 453 nucleotides long. RefSeq lists its product as uncharacterized. The transcript is spliced from 2 exons. The coding region runs from base 1 to 453 and encodes 150 amino acids. NCBI's taxonomy places the organism in Eukaryota, Viridiplantae, Streptophyta, Magnoliopsida, Brassicales, Brassicaceae. The record is from RefSeq and is a predicted model, not a curated record.